Messenger RNA from Bubalus bubalis (water buffalo), 5197 nucleotides. It is a transcript of the gene ZNF711, whose product is annotated as zinc finger protein 711. Gene Ontology annotation, cellular component: nucleus. Gene Ontology annotation, molecular function: metal ion binding; DNA-binding transcription factor activity, RNA polymerase II-specific; RNA polymerase II transcription regulatory region sequence-specific DNA binding. The record is from RefSeq and is a predicted model, not a curated record. Bases 1442 to 3727 code for a protein of 761 amino acids. Gene Ontology annotation, biological process: regulation of transcription by RNA polymerase II. Lineage: Eukaryota; Metazoa; Chordata; Mammalia; Artiodactyla; Bovidae. The transcript has 7 exons.
AUUAAGCAAAAUUAACUGUUUAAAACAUUUUAAAGGCAUUUGUAAUUGUUCUGUUGGUUAUGUGAUAAAGCAUUUAUUCUAAUUAAAUUUAAAAUAGUACACUGUUUUAAAUGUUGGAAAUAAGUAAUUAUGGCAUUUUAAUUUCUCUCUCUGAAGACCCAGGUAGUUUGUGAACUCUCUUGACUUCAUUUUGAAGGCAGAAAACAAUGUGGUGUUUAAAAAAGAUAACAAAAAUACAGCUCAGAAUGUGCUCACACAUAAAGUAAUUUUGUUUGAAUCAUUGUAAUAUACAGAGAUGUCACCUAACUGCUGUAGGAUUUUGAGAUACAUGACUCAAAUGUUGAUAAAGAUUACUCUGUGAGACUUUUCCUGCCUUCUGUACACCUAUAGAACUUUGAGGCAAGGAAAAAAAAAAUCUUAGUGAUCUCCUGUACUUAAGAAUAGAUUAGGCCAAACUAAAAAUGAGGAAAAUAUUCUAUAAAAUUUACAGAUUUUUUGGUUGAUUUGCUUAGAAGCUUGUAUCUGAGAGUAAAGCAUACAUAUAGUUUUAAGAAAUAACAUUAAGUAACAGAAUCUAAUUUUAGGUUCCAUACUAUCUGUUGAUCUUAAAUAUAGUAUAAGUCAUUUGAAAUGAAAUAGGUUGAGCCCUUGCUUCCAAAACUAGCAUGAGGCUAGUAUAGCUUUAUUAAUUAUUAAUGAAAAAAUUUACAAGUAAAAGCUAUUCUGAAAGAACCAAUUUGCUAAAUGUUUGUAUGUGAUUGAUCUUAUCUCUACUACAUUUAGGAAGCAGUCAUGUUUCAUGAGUCCUCAAAACUGUGAGCCAAGAGAUUGUAGUAGAGUAAGGCAAGAAGUCCUUACUGGCUCAAAGAACUCCAGGGAAACUGGGAUAGAACAUUUUUCAUUAUAAGUAGAACCCCGGGAGCCAGAGGUGAAACACAAGUUUAUCUGCAGAGCUACGCUGCAGGGCUGAGCUGGGUCUGGAAGAAAUGGAUGAGAGCCACUGGAUGAAAUGCACUAAUACUAGACACCUGAGUCCUCUAGUAAUGUAUAAAUACCCCAACUAUUGUCUGUUGUCAUCUUGUUCUUUUUCUUCCUAUUUAAUAACCUAUAUUUUAACUGGAACCUCAAUACUACAAUUUUGUUCUUUUGCUUGUGUCUAUCACUUCCCUGUUGCUCAUCACCCUUUGUGCUUCUUCUCCAUUAUCUUUGGUUUACUUCCACUGACCCUUCUUUUAUUUAUGGUUGUCACAUAAAGCAUAAAACAAGGUUUCUUUUGUUUGUUUGCUUUGUUUUCCUUUGUAAUGAGAUUUGCACACCUGGUUGAGAGGCACAUUUUCAAUUGCAUUUUUCUCAAAACAAUUGACUUUGACCUAAAUGCAUUUAAACUAUUUUAAAAAAAAACACUUCUUUUACAGAGAUUUGUGAAUGAACUUAACUAAGUAUGGAUCCAGGUGGUGGAAGUCUUGGAUUGCACACAUCAGACUCUAGAAUGGCCCAUACCAUGAUUAUGCAGGAUUUUGUUGCUGGAAUGACUGGUACUGCGCAUAUCGAUGGAGACCAUAUUGUUGUUUCAGUUCCUGAAGCUGUAUUAGUUUCUGAUGUUGUCACAGAUGGUGGGAUAACUCUUGAUCAUGGCCUUGCAGCUGAAGUUGUCCAUGGGCCUGAUAUCAUCACCGAGACUGAUGUAGUAACAGAAGGUGUAAUUGUUCCUGAAGCUGUACUUGAGGCUGAUGUUGCUAUUGAAGAAGAUUUAGAGGAAGAUGAUGGUGAUCACAUCUUGACGUCUGAGCUAAUUACAGAAACUGUUAGAGUACCUGAGCAGGUUUUUGUGGCUGAUCUUGUUACUGGUCCUGAUGGACACUUGGAACAUGUGGUCCAAGAUUGUGUUUCAGGAGUUGACUCUCCCACAAUGGUUUCAGAGGAGGUUCUUGUAACUAAUUCAGAUACAGAAACUGUGAUUCAAGCAGCUGGUGGUGUUCCUGGUUCUACAGUUACUAUUAAAACUGAAGAUGAUGAUGAUGAUGAUGUCAAGAGCACUUCUGAAGACUACUUAAUGAUAUCUUUAGAUGAUGUUGGGGAAAAAUUAGAGCAUAUGGGGAACACACCAUUAAAAAUCAGCAGUGAUGGUUCACAAGAAGAUGUUAAAGAAGAUGGAUUUGGUUCAGAAGUAAUAAAAGUGUAUAUAUUUAAGGCCGAGGCUGAAGAUGAUGUUGAAAUAGGUGGAACAGAAAUUGUCACAGAGAGUGAGUACACCAAUGGACAUUCUGUAGCUGGAGUGCUUGACCAGAGCCGAAUGCAGCGGGAGAAGAUGGUUUACAUGGCAGUUAAAGAUUCUUCUCAAGAAGAAGAUGAUAUCAGAGAUGAAAGAAGAGUUUCUCGAAGGUAUGAAGAUUGUCAGUCAUCAGGAAAUACUUUAGACUCAACAUUAGAAAACAGAAGUAGUACAGCAGCACAAUACCUUCAAAUUUGUGAUAGCAUUAAUACAAAUAAAGUACUUAAACAAAAAACCAAGAAGAGGAGAAGGGGAGAAACGAGGCAGUGGCAAACAGCUGUUAUAAUAGGCCCUGAUGGACAACCCCUGACAGUGUAUCCUUGCCAUAUUUGCACAAAAAAGUUUAAAUCCCGAGGAUUCUUGAAAAGACACAUGAAGAAUCAUCCUGAUCAUUUGAUGAGAAAAAAAUAUCAGUGUACAGAUUGUGACUUUACAACUAACAAGAAAGUGAGUUUCCAUAACCAUUUAGAAAGCCAUAAGCUUAUAAACAAAGUUGACAAAACCCAUGAAUUUACAGAAUACACACGAAGAUACAGAGAAGCAAGUCCACUGAGUUCAAAUAAACUUAUAUUAAGAGACAAGGAGCCGAAGAUGCACAAGUGCAAAUACUGUGACUAUGAAACUGCGGAACAAGGACUGUUAAACCGACAUUUACUGGCUGUUCACAGCAAGAAUUUUCCUCAUGUUUGUGUUGAGUGUGGGAAGGGCUUUCGACAUCCUUCUGAACUCAAGAAACAUAUGAGAACCCAUACUGGUGAGAAGCCAUAUCAGUGUCAGUAUUGUAUCUUCAGGUGUGCAGAUCAAUCAAAUUUGAAAACUCACAUUAAGUCUAAGCAUGGUAACAAUUUACCAUAUAAAUGUGAGCAUUGCCCCCAAGCAUUUGGUGAUGAGAGAGAACUUCAACGCCAUCUGGAUUUGUUUCAAGGACAUAAGACACACCAGUGUCCUCAUUGUGACCAUAAGAGCACCAACUCAAGUGACCUUAAGCGGCACAUUAUAUCUGUCCACACUAAGGAUUUUCCUCACAAAUGUGAGGUCUGUGAUAAAGGUUUCCAUCGCCCUUCUGAGCUCAAAAAGCAUAGUGAUAUCCAUAAGGGUAGGAAGAUUCAUCAGUGUAGGCACUGUGACUUUAAAACAUCAGAUCCAUUUAUUCUUAGUGGUCAUAUCCUUUCAGUUCAUACUAAGGAUCAGUCAUUGAAGUGUAAAAGGUGCAAAAGAGGGUUCAGACAACAAAAUGAGCUCAAAAAGCAUAUGAAGACUCACAGUGGAAGGAAGAUUUACCAAUGUGAGUAUUGUGAAUACAGCACCACAGAUGCAUCUGGCUUUAAACGACAUGUGAUAUCAAUACAUACAAAAGACUAUCCACACAGGUGUGAAUUCUGCAAGAAGGGAUUCCGACGACCAUCAGAAAAAAAUCAGCAUAUUAUGAGGCACCACAAGGAGGCUCUUAUAUAAUAAGAUCAAUAUAAAGAAAGAAGCUAUUUAGAAACUAUGACAUGCUACAUGGGAAGAUAAUUUCACAAACUGUUUCACCUGGUUACAUAGCUUGAUAUUAAAUUAUAAAUUUACAUUCUUUUUAUUAAAGAUCUUAAAGUAUUUGAAUUGAGAGGGGAUCUCAGCCCUUUGAAAUUACUUAAAAGAAUUUAAGGAGCACCAUAGAAUGGUUGCAGAAAACCUUAUUGUCUAUUUAAUGGUAUAAACAUAAUUCAACUACCGAGGGGAAGAGCAAAGACAACCACUUUAUUUGGCUGAUCAUACAAGAGACAAAUCUUUCUGCAAAGAUCAUAUCUAAUUAAGGCAAACAAGCCUCACUUUUAUGCAGUUUUAUAAAUGGGGUGGAAAAAUAAAAUGCAAUCAUCCAUCAGUCACUUAGUCACUGAAUCUUUAUAUGGUACCUGGAAAUUGAAUUCCAGAAAUGGCAAAAGUUUUGUGUAUUCAUUGAAAGAAAUUUCACUGGAAAACAGGUUAGAUUAAUUCAAUACUAUUUAGAAGGAUUUCAGAGCUACUAAGGUUUUAUUACAGGAUAGGAUGUUUAAAAUACAGCAUCUGUACUGAAGUCUAAAUAUUAAAGUUCCCCUUUUUUCUGAUGUUCAAGUUGAUUGAUAUUCAGUAUGGUAUAUAUGACAAAAGUAUAUUUGAGUCAAAUGUGGCUUUCUAAAAUGCAUGCAACAGUAAUGUUGCAAACAAAGCUAGCACUAUAUUUCUUAAUGAUACUAAGAUUAAAUUGAGAGAACACAGUUUUCUUAAAUAUUUAGUUUUUUUAGGACAGUCAUAGCAAGUAUGAUUAUUCCAGUCUUACUUGCUCUAAUGUUUAAAGGUGCAAUUUUAUGCCAUUAUUGAAAAUUUUGAUUUUUAAAAUCUAUAUACCAUAUUAUUAACAUACAUUUUCAAUGUGAGGCAGUAUUUAUGCAGUAUUUAACAAAAAACUAUGCUGCCAAUAGAGCUUAGAGGUGGAUAUUCAGUUUACAGUGUAUAAAAUAUGCAUCCUUUCAACAACACUUUAUGUUAGCAUGCUGCAAAUCAACAUGGCGCUUAAUAUAAAAAGCUGGUUUAGGGAAAUUUAAUGAAAAUCCUGUUCAUAAAUGUAAUGCAUAUGAUGUGUACUUUUAAGUUUUAGUUGCUUCAUGUUUACACUCAGCUGUUCAGCAUAAUUAAAAUGUAAUUUUACUUCAUGCUAUAUUGUGGCUUUGUGUUUUAAAUAAUGUUCACCUUUCUGUUUUUGCACCAGGUAAGAAUCAGUUCCUUGAGAAUAAAUUUUUUAUCUUUCUUAAUUCAGAAUAUUAAAUUUGGAAAAUCUAAAGUUGUGUGUCAUGUGGUUGUAAAUGAUGUACACGCUGUAAGAUAAGAUUGUCACUGUUAAUGUGGGAUUAUUAUUUCUAAAUGUUACUCAUUGAAAUGAGCAUACAAUAAAAAGCAUUUAUUGCA